GUUAAGGCUUUCUUAGUCAUGUUCAUUUAGUUGAAUUUGAAAAUCCGAAAUGAUUACAUCUAACGUGACGAUGACAAUGAAAGAGUUCCCUAAUAAUUCAAACCAAAGUAAUAUGUUAACGAACAUGGGUGACAAUCUUAUGGAUGGAGCAACCACUGACCUUUACCUUGACCCCCUUCUAAUUGGGGUAAUAUGUAUAUGUGCAUUAGUUAUUUUCUUUGUAAUGUGCUACUGUAAAAUAAGAAAUACACCUAAUGACAAUUAUGAAGUGACAUGGACGUCUACGUAUUUAAGCACUGCACCAGAAAGCGUCACCGUAUUAAAUGCAUACCAGAUUGAGAAAAAGUCAAAUUCUAGAGACUACCAAAGUAAAGAAACAGAACAAUUCAUAAUUUAG
Messenger RNA from Mytilus trossulus (common blue mussel), 397 nucleotides. RefSeq lists its product as uncharacterized. The coding region runs from base 50 to 397 and encodes 115 amino acids. Lineage: Eukaryota; Metazoa; Mollusca; Bivalvia; Mytilida; Mytilidae. The transcript is spliced from 3 exons. The record is from RefSeq and is a predicted model, not a curated record.